AUGAUGGAUAACAUUUUGGUUAUGUAAUACUAAUAUUUCUAAUUGAAACUUAUCCAUCAUUUGUAUUUUAGGAUGUAAAAAUUAAUUAUCCAGAAGUUUAAUUAGGCUGUUAAUAUGUAAAAGUAACUGUUUUUACUUCAUAAGCAAAAUCAUCACAAAAUCCAGACGUAGAUUGAUAAUUUUUAGGGGAAGUGUAGUUAUAUGUGUAUUAAACUUAAUUUAUCAUUAUAGUAACUGUUUGAGAUGUCCAUGUACCUUGAAAGUAGAAAUCUACUGAAAAUAAAUACCCAUUCUUUAGUGUUAUCAUAAAUGAACUUCUUGUUUAUGGGUAUGUGCUAUUUAGAGUGAUAUAGCUUGUUGAAGGUGAAUUACAAUCUAUAAAAUUUGCUGUUGUUUCUCUAGAUGGCAACAAAAAGCCUCCUGAAUGCAUUUAGGCUGAUGAAUCAUUUUUAUAGGUAAAUUUGGCAUCAGAAUAUAGGAGAUGGUAUGA
This is a messenger RNA of Paramecium pentaurelia, 490 nucleotides long. NCBI's taxonomy places the organism in Eukaryota, Ciliophora, Oligohymenophorea, Peniculida, Parameciidae. The record is from the annotation of a GenBank genome assembly.